This is a messenger RNA of Theobroma cacao (cacao), 2184 nucleotides long. Its product is annotated as serine/threonine-protein kinase STY13-like. Gene Ontology annotation, biological process: protein phosphorylation. Lineage: Eukaryota; Viridiplantae; Streptophyta; Magnoliopsida; Malvales; Malvaceae. Gene Ontology annotation, molecular function: ATP binding; protein serine/threonine kinase activity. The record is from RefSeq and is a predicted model, not a curated record.
AAAACCGAAAACAGAGACAAGAAAGAGGGGAGAAACAAUAGAAAUCACUGUUGUUCAGACAAAGACUCACCAAGGAAACACACUAGAAAGUAGAAAGCAAAAGGAAAACCGAAAACAAAGAACAAUUCUUUCUACUAUUAAAUAAUCUUUCUCUCUUUCUCUCAAUAACCAGUAACCACUUCCCAUCCACCAUUUCACUAUCCACUCUCUUCCCAAUCCUCCCAUUAAUUCUUCCUUUCCUUUCCUUCCCCCCUUUAUAUAAUUCAACCCUUUCUUUUCUUUGCUACUCAGCUCACUUUCCCAUAAAAAAACUUAUCUUUUGUUGUUGUUGUUGUUGUUGUUGUUGUUGUGUCAGUGCUUGCUUCUUUGCUGAAGGGAAAGGGUCUUUUCUAUUUAUUUGUUAUCUCUCUGUCUAAAGUUUUUAUUUUUAUUAAAAUUUUCUUGGUGGGGGGGGUGUCUGCAAAAAACAUGUGGGGCUUUAUUCUUUGCCUCCCAUUAAAGGGCAGUUCUUGACGGUUUUUUGGAUCUGCAAUCCGUGAUUUUUGGGAUGGGUUUUAUUGUUUUGAAACUCUAAAAAAAAAAAAAGAUACAAAUCCAGACUUUGGGUACUUUAAUGUAGGCAAAGGCAUGUCCUUGUUUAAACUCUUUUUUUUUUUUGUCAGCUACAAAAAGUUUGGUUUUUUACGUUUUUCCUGUUUACUUAAAAUGUGGGAUUUUCAAAAGGGUUUGUUUUUGUUUGGUCAAUAGAUGGUAGUUGGACAAUUCUUGUUCUGAAAAGAGGUGGUGUUCAAAAGAUGGGAUCUGGAAAUGGAUUUUUUUCAACUCAAGAGUUCAAUUUAGAUGCUAAGUGGUUGAUUGACCCUCAGCAGCUUUUUGUUGGUCCUAAGAUUGGAGAAGGUGCUCAUGCUAAAGUGUAUGAGGGAAAAUACAAGAAUCAGACUGUUGCUGUUAAAGUUGUUCGAAGAGGGGAAACCCCUGAAGAGAUUGCAAGGCGAGAAGGAAGGUUUGCGAGGGAAGUUGCUAUGUUAUCCAGAGUUCAACACAAAAAUCUAGUGAAGUUUAUUGGAGCUUGCAAGGAGCCUAUCAUGGUGAUAGUAACUGAGCUCCUACUAGGUGGGACAUUGCGUAAGUACCUUCUGAGCAUGCGCCCAAAGUGCUUGGACAUGCGCGUAGCAGUUGGGUUUGCACUUGAUAUUGCUCGUGCAAUGGAAUGCUUACACUCCCAUGGAAUCAUUCAUCGGGACCUGAAACCUGAGAACUUGAUCUUGAGUGAAGACCACAAAACAGUUAAACUAGCAGAUUUUGGUUUAGCCAGGGAAGAGUCAUUAACAGAAAUGAUGACUGCUGAAACAGGGACAUACCGUUGGAUGGCUCCAGAGCUUUAUAGCACAGUCACAUUAAGGCAUGGAGAGAAAAAACAUUACAAUCAUAAGGUAGAUGCCUACAGCUUUGCUAUUGUGUUGUGGGAACUCAUCCAUAACAAGUUGCCUUUUGAAGGCAUGUCAAAUUUACAAGCAGCGUAUGCAGCUGCAUUUAAGAAUGUUAGGCCUAGUGCUGAAGACCUUCCAGAAGAUUUGGCAUCAAUUGUGACUUCAUGUUGGCAAGAGGAUCCAAAUGCACGGCCCAAUUUCAGCAAAAUCAUACAGAUGCUAUUACGCUAUCUAUCAACCAUUUCACCACCAGAGCCUGUGAUGCCUCCUAAGAGAACAAAUUCUGAGAAUGCUGUAUUGCCACCAGAGUCACCCGGUACAAGUUCAUUGAUGGCUGCAAGAGAUGACGUAGGGGAAACCCCGAAAGCCACCGCGGAAGACAGGCCAAGAAGUUUCUUCUUCUGCUUUAACCAGUGUUACUGAUCCCCUCCAAGGCACAAUUCCGUUUUUGAGGGUUUCACAAAUUAUUUUUAGGGGAGUUCAAUAAGCCAUUAGUCUCAGAUAUUAGAAACAAAUACAAUCUUGGUAAGAACAAGAAAAAAAAAAGAAUGUCAAAUCUAAUCAGAUUAGUUCAGUUCAGUUAUGACAGAAAAAGCUGUCUGGUAUCUGAUGUAUCCUGUUAACUUUGCAUACCUGCUUUGCAUCAAUUGUAGCAUGCCCUGACUAAGAUGGAUCCAGAACUUUUGGGGUAGCGGUUGCUGUGAUGGAAUUAUCAAUGUAAAUAAGGUGCAUCCAAAUGCCUUUGCUCCUGUUC